UUCGACUUGAAAUAAAAAUGGGGGAAAGAAAAGUAUUAAAUAAAUACUAUCCUCCUGAUUUAGAGAAUUUCAAACUACCCAAGCUAAACCCAAACCGCUGUAAACAGUAUGUCGUUCGAUUAAUGAUACCAUUUACCAUGAGAUGCAAGACGUGUGGUAAUCACAUAUAUCACGGAAAGAAAUUCAACGCGAGGAAGGAGACAGUCGAGGGUGAGAAGUACCUUGGUAUGCCAAUCUUUCGAUUCUACAUACGCUGUCCUGUGUGCCUCUCAGAGAUAUCAUUCAAAACAGAUCCAGAGAAUAUUGACUAUGCUGCUGAGGCUGGUGCUUAUAGAACAUUUCAAGCAGAGGCCAUUGCUGUGAGAGAGAUUGAGCGCAAGCAACAAGAGAAAGAAGAAGAGGAGGCCAACAACCCAAUGCUGGCAUUAGAAAACAGGACCAAAGAGUCAAGGAGAGAGAUGGACAUUCUUGACGUGCUUGAAGAGAUAAAGGACAUAAACGCUCAACAAGAAGGAGUCUCAUUUGAACAACUAAUGGAGAAACACCUCGAGAAAGAGAGGGAAGAGUCACAAGAAGAGGAACAGAUUGUUGAUGCACUUGCAAAGUAAACCAUUAACAAACAACCUCACCUGUGAACAAUAUGUACACACACACACUGUGGUAGUGUAAUAUA
Messenger RNA from Amphimedon queenslandica, 673 nucleotides. RefSeq names its product coiled-coil domain-containing protein 94-like. Gene Ontology annotation, biological process: mRNA splicing, via spliceosome. The transcript is spliced from 4 exons. Gene Ontology annotation, cellular component: U2-type catalytic step 1 spliceosome. Bases 18 to 608 code for a protein of 196 amino acids. Lineage: Eukaryota; Metazoa; Porifera; Demospongiae; Haplosclerida; Niphatidae. The record is from RefSeq and is a predicted model, not a curated record.